Molecule: messenger RNA, 714 nt
Organism: Suillus subalutaceus
Lineage: Eukaryota; Fungi; Basidiomycota; Agaricomycetes; Boletales; Suillaceae
Product: HCNGP-like protein-domain-containing protein
Exons: 4
Coding region: 1-714 (237 amino acids)
Biological process (GO): regulation of DNA-templated transcription
Cellular component (GO): nucleus
Source: RefSeq, a predicted model, not a curated record
AUGAACGGCAAGCACAAUUCUCUUGAACACGACAUAGUUAUUAUGCUCAUAUUUUUCAUAGGUCUUCACACCUAUGGAGAUGACUCGCAAAGCGACUCGGAGGAGAUGGUCGCUUCAUCCUCGAAGACCAGUGUGGGAAUAUAUCUAAAUAAUGAUAAGGCGCUGAAAAGUGUAUCAAACUCAUUCUCAGAUGCCAACCCAGCCCGCCUGCUACCAAAGUCUCAAGUAAUCAUUCGUCGGCCAGCGCAGCAGAGAGGUCACCCCCGUGCUCAUGUAUCAGAUGAAAUCGUAGGCGGUUCAGAAAGCCUUCGGGCUUUCAGUCCAGCGUCCGUGCCCGAUGCGUUUCCGAACACGGAACACGUUGAGACUAGAUCUCCGGAGGAGGCUGAUGAAAUCUCUCACCUCCGACAACUAUUAAGACCACUACCAAUUCCGGGUUUCACAGACUGGGGCAUUUCGCCAGCGUCUUUGUCUCCCCAUGACCCGACGAUUCAGGCUAAACUUGCACAGUUUCAUACUUUAAAGCAAGAUUCUGAACAUCCCAAGCAUUUUAACGAUUCACUUAUGUCCAACCGAUCCUUCCGCAAUCCCCAUCUAUAUGCUAAGCUGGUAGAAUUUGUGGAUGUCGAUGAGCGUACGACGAAUUUUCCAAAGGAUAUGUGGGAUCCAGAUGAUAUGCGCCCUGAAUGGUUUGCGGACAACAUCGGUACGUAA